Molecule: messenger RNA, 678 nt
Organism: Adineta ricciae
Lineage: Eukaryota; Metazoa; Rotifera; Eurotatoria; Adinetida; Adinetidae
Source: the annotation of a GenBank genome assembly
AUGCACACAGCAUACAUAUAUACUCUUAUAUAUUGUCAAACAAUAAUGUUAGGAUCAUUUGUUCCCUUAAAUACCGUUACCAUACACGAACGUUUUAGAUGUUGUCGAAGUAAUCGAUUCGAUUCAGAUUUUCCUGUAGAACUGUUUGGAAUUAUACAUCCAGCUGAAUUUGAUCAAUCGAUAAGCACUAUCAAUUAUGCACGAAAAAGCACUUUUCAUGAGAAAAUUCUUUUAUUUCUUUUUACUAUAGUUCCUAUAGUUGGAGCGAUAUCUUUCGUUACGCCUGGCUUAGUAUUAAUAGCAUUUGCAAGUCGCCCUGUAUGGAUAACAUUGUUAGCAAUUGGUGGUGUAUUAUUUAUAUUGAUAUUUCCUGGAAUCUUCGUGGGUAAUUGGGUUUCCAGAAGGCGUUUCCGUCGACUAAAGCAUGCUGUAGAAGUUGAAUCGCUAAGAUAUCUAGGAAAACGACCUAUACCUACAAGAUGGAGAUUGAAUUCACAUAGUUUUAGAACAUACAGUUCUCAAGGUGGCUCGAGAGUUCAAACAAUUUACUUUAUACAAAUUGAUAUUGGUCAAAGGAUAAAUGCGCAAUCUCGAGGUGAUGCAAUACAGUCUCAAAGGAAUUUGCCUGAACCAACAGCAUACAUUGGUCAAAAACCAAGAAUUCUUUUAUCCGCAUGA